Messenger RNA from Vicia villosa (hairy vetch), 2208 nucleotides. Its product is annotated as probable aspartyl aminopeptidase. The transcript has 8 exons. Gene Ontology annotation, biological process: proteolysis. The record is from RefSeq and is a predicted model, not a curated record. Gene Ontology annotation, molecular function: aminopeptidase activity; zinc ion binding. NCBI's taxonomy places the organism in Eukaryota, Viridiplantae, Streptophyta, Magnoliopsida, Fabales, Fabaceae. The coding region runs from base 91 to 1473 and encodes 460 amino acids.
AAAUAAUAGAUCCUAGUAUUUUAGUUCAUAUAAAAUGCAAAAUAGAUAUAGUUAACACUCAACGGCACGGUUGUUAUUAGCGUUAGAACCAUGGCAUCAAUAACGCGACCGCACAUUCUUCUGCAUUCUUGCGCUCCAUCACUCAAUCUCAAGCUCAAUUCUUCGUCAUCAUUUCUUCGCCACCAAAAACUCCCAAAUUCGUUACCCUUCACUCGUCGACGUAGCUUCUUCUCCGUCAAUUCAACCUCUCAUAAAUCCGAAUCUGUUUCCAUCGUAAACGACCUUCUUGAUUAUCUCAACGAAUCGUGGACGCAUUUCCACGCCACAGCGGAGGCAAAACGACAAUUACUCGCCGCCGGUUUUCACCUUCUUAACGAGAACGAAGAAUGGAACCUCAAACCAGGCGGACGCUACUUCUUCACUCGCAACAUGUCUUGUUUGGUUGCUUUCGCCGUAGGAGAAAAGUACGAUGUAGGUAAUGGUUUUUAUGCGAUAGCGGCACAUACCGAUAGUCCGUGUCUGAAAUUGAAACCAAAAACGGCGUCGUUGAAGUCUUCUUAUAUGAUGGUAAAUGUUCAGACUUAUGGAGGGGGAUUAUGGCAUACUUGGUUUGAUAGGGAUUUGAGUGUUGCAGGGAGAGUCAUUCUUAGAAGAAGUGAUAAUUCUUUUUAUCAUAAGCUUGUCAAAGUCAACAGACCCAUUUUGCGUGUUCCCACUCUGGCCAUUCAUCUUAGCCGCACAGUGAACCAGGAUGGUUUCAAACCAAAUCUUGAGACUCAUCUUCUUCCUUUACUCUCGAUGAAACUUGAUGACACUUCUUCAGACUCAAAAGAGAAGACUGCUGCAUUGUCAUCCAAAGCGUCUCAUCAUCCACUGCUUAUGCAGAUAUUGGCAGAGGAGUUGAAAUGUGAAGUUGAUGACAUAGUGAGUAUUGAACUGAAUGUUUGUGAUACUCAACCUAGCUGUCUUGGAGGUGGAAACAAUGAAUUCAUUUAUUCUGGAAGAUUAGAUAAUCUGGCUUCAAGUUAUUGUGCAUUAAGGGCACUUAUUGACUCGAGCGAAUCUCCCGGUGACUUAGCUAAUGAACAUGCAAUUCGGAUGGUUGCUCUAUUUGACAAUGAGGAGGUGGGUUCAGAUUCUGCUCAAGGAGCCGGUGCACCCACCAUGUUUCAGGCCAUGAGACGGAUAGUUGCGAGCUUGGCAAAUAACAAUGUUGGUGAAGGCUCUUUUGAGCGAACUAUUCGCCAAUCAUUUCUUGUGUCUGCAGAUAUGGCCCAUGGAGUUCAUCCAAAUUUUUCAGAUAAGCACGAGGAACACCACAGACCGGAAUUGCAGAAAGGACUUGUUAUUAAGCACAAUGCAAACCAGCGCUAUGCUACAAGUGGAAUCACAUCUUUUCUUUUCAAAGAAGUUGGGAAAAUCCAUAAUCUUCCAACUCAGGCAAUUCCUCUCUAUUAUUUCAUUUUUGUUUAAACACCUUAUUCCUUUUAAUGCAAAUUAUUUAUUUAAAUGGAAUGUUUAGCAAAAAGUCUUCAACUUUUUUUUUUGAAGUUACUGUGGGUAGCUUUUGAAAAUAAUCUCUUGCAAUAGAUGAAAGAGAAAGUAAAAGUGUUAUUUACGCUUGUUAUAUCAGUUAAUUGACGUGUCUUAAUAUUAUAUUUUAUCUGCACACUGUAGGAAUUUGUCGUUAGAAAUGAUAUGGGAUGUGGAUCAACCAUUGGUCCAAUACUCGCUUCUGGGGUUGGCAUCCGAACUGUUGACUGUGGAAUUGCUCAACUUUCAAUGCACAGUAUAAGAGAAAUAUGUGGGAAGGAAGAUAUAGACAUUGCAUACAAGCAUUUCAAAGCUUUCUAUCAAAACUUUUCCAGCGUAGACAAGAUGCUGACUGUGGAUAGCUGAGCUGUGUUGCUGAGAAUAUGUAUGGUGCCAUAGUUGUGUUUGAUGAGGAAGUGCUGAUAAUGGAAUCAGAUGUAUACAUUGGUUUUGCAAUUGGUUUAGAUUAGAUGAUUCCCGGAACAAAGUGCUUCUAAAACCUUAGCACAUCCACUUUCUUGCCUAGCAUUUAGUUUGAUUAUGCAAGAGUUUUGUUUUACAUAUAUAUGUCUGAGUUCAGGCCCUUUCUAUUUGCUCAGAAGGCAUCUGUUGUUAAUACAUUAAUAACAAUUGGAAUUUUGGUUUUAUUUGGUUACGCUGUGUAUUUUUUAUUAA